Racocetra persica is the source of this 618-nucleotide messenger RNA. The record is from the annotation of a GenBank genome assembly. NCBI's taxonomy places the organism in Eukaryota, Fungi, Glomeromycota, Glomeromycetes, Diversisporales, Gigasporaceae.
AUGAAGUAUUCUGACACAUCCAACAUAAAUUAUUCUGACAUAUCCAAUGAGAAUUACUCUGACGUAUCUAAUAUGAAUUUUAAUGAAGAAUAUAAGGAAGUCGCCCGUGAAGGUUCCUAUCUCUUGAAUUCCUAUUUAGGAAGGAAGUCGCCCGUGAAGAGUAGCAUCUCGGAGGAUUUUGAAAUAGUGGACGUGCUAAAUAAAAACGGCAUCAAGUAUAGAGCAUACUAUACUGACAAUCGUAUUGUGCUUGUUGGAAAAUAUGAGGAUAUGAACUUUAUUAUCCACUACGUGAAAAGAGAUUGGAACUCAAUCGGAAAGAAUGAAAUAAUCCUUCUAAUUAAUGAUUUGGAACAUCAACAAUCCGAAUUCGUUGUUUUUUUUGUAACAAAUUACGAUUAUCAUCUCUCUGCAAUCAAUCAAGCGGCAACAAAUUCGAAAGUAUUUUUAUGUUACGAAACAACUAUCGUUGACAAGAUUAAAGACGCAGCUCGUGCUGAAAAAAUCAAAAACUCUAACCAAAGUGAUGUUAUAAUUAAAAGGGUCAAGAUUGAUAAAGAAAAGAACAUCUCAAUCGAUGAAAUUUUGAUGAGAAAUAGUGAUUUCAAGCCAUUUUAA